GGCGAUUCGCGAGCGAACGUGUUGACGGCACUAUUGUUAUUGUAAAAUUUCCAGUUCUCCCUUCUCAAUGCUCCUCAUCCACUCUGGCUACCCCAAUUCCACUGUGUCGCGCGGAUCUAAUGACCCAUAUAUCUUGGACCCGUAUCUGGCCACCGACUAGAUCGUGGGCUGUGACUAUUAUUGUUUCUUCUCCAGCAGAUAUCUAAGGUAGGUCCCAGGUAGGUAACAGAGGUGCUUGCUCUUCUAUUAGGGACCAGAGAGCAAGCCAGCGCGCUCAAGCACACGCGUCGGUCUUCAAUCUGGUCGCUGCAUUCCGGAUGCCCUCACGUCGCAGCCAUACCAAGUCCCGGAGGGGGUGCCUCCAAUGUAAAAAAAGACAUGUCAAGUGUGACGAAGGGUCACCCAGAUGUGGCUUAUGCAAAAAAAGAAGGCUUGAUUGCACCUAUCCGCCAUCCAGCGAUGCCGAGAGCCAGCAUCACUCCCCGCCGCAGGAUUCCGCCGAAGCGACAUCUAGUUCUGAUGGUGAAACACCAUCUACGCGGAUGCUUGAGAUGAAGCUGUUCCAUCACUAUCUAACCGAGACCUACAUCACGCUGUGUCAAGGGCGCCUGGACGCCAACCAUUUUCAAGUAGUCAUCCCGCGCAUUGCGGUAUCUCAUACGUUUUUGUUAGACAGCCUUCUAGCCCUGUCGGCCCUGCACCUUGCCUAUUUGGAGGUGCAAGAUAACCCGAAAUGGCUCGAGGUUGCUCUCAAGUACCAGAACCGAGCUUGUUCUGCCUUCAGUCGCGUGUUGGCGGAGAUGUCGCCCGAAAGCUGUGGCCCGGCUUUCAUCUGCUCCAUCUUUAUCAUGCUAUGCGCAACUGCCUACCCCUGUGUCACCCAAGAUAGAGAUACAUUCGACCCUCUAUCCCAUGUAUUAGAGAUCCGCCAGCUCAUCGCGGGCUGUGCCUUCCUCUUUGAGCAGCUCAACGGCAUGGAAUAUCGGGGUGACCUACAAGGGUGGCUGAAGUAUAAAGACGAUGAGGUCGACCAGGAUGGCAAUCCAUAUCACGUGCAGGACUCCCAACUUAAAUUACGAAGUGCCAUCAUAGAGUCCCUUGGCCGCGUCAAGGCGAAAUACACCAGUCUUGACGGGCCACACCAAGCUACAUAUCAGGGUACGUGGGAGAUACUUCACGAAGCGAUCAAGCGAUGGCCAUUCGGUGGCCCGAACGGUGGUGUCAUUGCAUGGCCCAUCAAUAUCAGCGAAGACUAUAUUGUCCUCCUGAAAGACAGGGACUGGGUGGCCCGUGUUCUAUUUCUUCACUACGGGGUCGGCCUGCACCUCCUUUCCGACAAGUGGUUUGUCCGGGACUGGGGGAGGCGCCUCAUUGAGACUGUCUUGCAGUCGGAGGACGAAAUCCCCUCUAUGUGGGCAGAGACUAUCUCCUGGACGAGACAGGCGAUGAUCGGAACCCUGGCUCUUGAUGUAAAUUCCGGUGUCGCGGGAGAUUUCAUCCCAGUUCAGGCUGCACGGAGACUGUCGAUCCGGGGAACGAGGACGGGAGGUUGGUGGCAGAGUUUCUGCAUCCAUGGCGAAAGUUGGGACGGGCUCGCUAACAUGAAGAAUCACCAACCGGGCAACAACCCAGGCCACGAUGCCGAAAAGCAGCCACUCCUGACGCCGUUGGCCACUCCGGUCGCGUCAUCUCGCUCGUCCUUAUCGCCCGAUAAGAACCCCAGUGCUUCAGCCAUGUUCCGGCUGGCCAAGUUCACCUUCCUAUCCAGCUUGCUCUUGUGCCUCUUGGUGUUUCACUUGCCCAGCGCGCUCACCUCACCACUGGAGUUCGCGACUAGCAAGCUAGCACAUCAAGCUGAAUUGGAAGAUGGCAAGCGCGGUGCGGCAGCGAGCGAAAGUGCGAUCUGCAGUCGCCAUGGAACCGACAUCAUCACAAUGGGGGGGAAUGCUGCCGACGCUCCUGGACUUUUUACCGCGGCCCAUCGUUAUCGUACUGACUUUGCUCGACCAGAUGGUUGCAACAAUGCUCUGCGCAUGUACCACAGUGGCAUUGGAGGGGGUGGCUUCAUGCUAGUCAAGGCCCCCAACGGCUCGUUCGAAUUCAUCGACUUUCGCGAAACGGCCCCGGCGGCCGCUUUCGAGGAGAUGUUCGACAACAAUACCGAUGCUGCCACAUCCGGCGGCCUGGCAAGUGGCGUUCCGGGGGAACUGCGUGGCCUGGAGUAUCUUCAUAACAAAUACGGCUCUCUACCAUGGUCCACCGUUGUGCAGCCAGCCAUCCAGACUGCGCGGGAGGGGUUUCCGGUCGGGCAUGACUUGGUCCGCUACAUGAAGUCAGCCGUCGGCGAUGGGGAGGACUUCCUCUCUCAGGACCCUAACUGGGCGCUUGACUUCGCUCCCAAUGGCACUCGGCUUGGCCUUGGCGAUACCAUCACACGGAAGCGGUAUGCGGAUACACUGGAAACCAUUGCGAACGAGGGCGCGGACGCCUUCUACUCCGGAGCAAUUGCGAAAACCAUGAUCAAUGCAGUACAGGCUGCUAACGGUACGAUGACACUCGAGGAUUUGCGUAAUUAUACGGUCGCUAUACGGAACGUCUCGCAAAUAGACUACCGCGGCUAUAAGAUCACGAGCACCACGGCACCGUCCAGUGGCAUUGUCGCGAUGAAUGUCUUAAAGGUUUUGGGCACCUAUGACGACUUGUUUGAACCGGAUAAUAUUAACCUAAGUACUCACCGGAUGGACGAGGCUAUACGUUUUGGAUAUGGACUGAGGACCAAUCUUGGAGAUCCUUUGUUUCUCGAUGACAUGGAUGAAUACCAGGCACGCAUGCUGGCCGACUCAACGAUUGAUGAGAUCCGAGGGAAUAUAUCCGAUUUCGCAACUCAAGAUGUGUCUGCGUACGAUCCACGAGGCAUUGAGAGCCUUGAGACUCCUGGUACCUCGCACCUUGCCACUAUCGAUCAUACGGGGCUCGCUGUUUCCGCAAUCACCACGAUCAACCUGCUCUUCGGGAGCAAAGUCCUGAUUCCUAAGACCGGCAUCAUAAUGAACAAUGAAAUGGAUGACUUCUCGAUCCCCAACUCAUCCAAUUCAUUUGGCUAUGUUCCUUCUGAGGCAAACUUCAUCCGACCUGGGAAACGCCCACUAUCGUCCAGCACACCAGCAAUUGUGACUCACCCCAACGGUACAGUGUUCUUUGUUGCUGGCUCAGCUGGAGGAAGUCGCAUCAUCACCGCCACCAUCCAAAACAUCAUCCAUGCCGUCGACGAAGGCCUAUCGGCAGCCGAGUCCCUAGCGAAGCCCCGUCUUCACGAUCAGCUAAUCCCGAACUACGUAACCUUCGAAUACACAUACGACAAUGAGACCGUGGCGUUCAUGAAGGAAAGAGGUCACAACGUGACCUGGAUCGCCACUGGCCAAAGCACAGCCCAGGCAAUCCGGGUCUUGCCUAAUGGAACAUUCGAUGCUGCUGGGGAACCUAGACAGGCGGACUCUGGCGGCUUCGCUGUUUGAAGAUAAAGAUUGGGAGAGUCGUUUGCCCAUUGGAGUUUGGACUAUACAUACGGUGUUUGAGCAUCCAUUGGCUUUGAGAAAUUUUGGUAUAUGACGGCUGAUACUUAGAAGGUCGACUGCGACCGCAUCAUGAAGAGAGGUAAAACGC
This is a messenger RNA of Aspergillus heteromorphus CBS 117.55, 3663 nucleotides long. RefSeq lists its product as uncharacterized. Gene Ontology annotation, molecular function: zinc ion binding; DNA-binding transcription factor activity, RNA polymerase II-specific; glutathione gamma-glutamate hydrolase. Gene Ontology annotation, cellular component: plasma membrane. Lineage: Eukaryota; Fungi; Ascomycota; Eurotiomycetes; Eurotiales; Aspergillaceae. The coding region runs from base 318 to 3515 and encodes 1065 amino acids. Gene Ontology annotation, biological process: glutathione catabolic process; regulation of DNA-templated transcription. The record is from RefSeq and is a predicted model, not a curated record. The transcript is spliced from 13 exons.